Messenger RNA from Hymenoscyphus albidus, 842 nucleotides. NCBI's taxonomy places the organism in Eukaryota, Fungi, Ascomycota, Leotiomycetes, Helotiales, Helotiaceae. The record is from the annotation of a GenBank genome assembly.
AUGCCGAGCUUCCAUUGCUUUACGAGCGACAACGAUACUUGGACUCCAUGGCCUGGAGCCAUAGUAGCGGUCUUGCAUACCCUUCCAGCCCUUGUCUCCGCGGCAAUCGCACAAAAGAACAACUCGGGAAUGUCCUUCGGAACCAUCUUCGGUCUUUGGACCAUGCGACCACGAGCGACCUUCAUUAUUUUCAUCAUCAUCAAAAGCUUCGGCUGGCUAGGCUUCAGCGCAACAUUCUACGACUUGGUAAUCACCGAGUGUAUACAAGACAUAAUUUCCCUACAUUUCGCGCUCGAAUUCAUAAGUAAAGAGAACACGGAUGGGCAUACUUGCGAUAUACAAGGCUGUAAACCUGGCCGCGAAUGGAACCCUCUUAUGUGGGUUCAUAAAUCCUUCCAGUACAUGAUAUUUGCGGGUGUCGCUUCUUCGCUUUUGCUAGCUUGGUUUACUGUUUUGGUGAUCAAUAAGAGGUUGCAUGUCAAAACGGUGGAAGAAGAACGGGCGUGGGAGACGAAAAUGUUUGGAGAGGACCGAGAGGAAUCUGGUUGCUGGUACAAGUUCUUGGAGAGGUUCUCUUCGGAUAUGAAGUUAAUACCUUCUAUUAUCAUUUUGAUGGGAUCAUUUAUUGCAAGUUGGGCGCUUUGGGGAAGUGAGUAAUUCUUUUUCUUGUUAUCCUUUCUUGUAGAGGUAUGCUGAUGAAAAAAAUAGAAUUCAUUGAUAUUGCUGGGGAGACAUAUUGUAAAGGUGGUACUACUGGAACUUUGGCUAGUUGGAUGGCUUCUAGUCUUUUGAGUCCGACUUUGCGUGGGGUUCUGGGAGUUGACAUACCAAUAGGAUUGUAA